AGCCCAGUCCUCAUAAGGAUGGUAAAACCAGUGCACGCCGAGCGUUAGUGUGCAUGUUUUAAUUAGACAGACAGACAGGCAGGUGGAGAGACAGACGGGAUAUUCAGUCCGCUGAUUGGAGGAGCAGCAGGAGGUGAACCGGAGUUUGACUCAGUCGCCGGGACCAGCGGAGAGUUUACCGGAGAGGAGCGGCGGCUGUCUGCGGACCUGCAGGCGGAGCGGGUUCGGGACUGAGCUCGGACCGCGAGGAGAGGGAUCCCGCUGCGGUUUCCACAGCAGGAUGAAAGCUCAGUUCUGAACAUCACCUCAGUAUGACAUCAUCAGGCCCUGCCCUAUCCUCUCUCCCCCUCCACCAUCAUUGUCAUCUUCAUUACCUUCAUGUCUUCUUCUGCACUUUCUACCAAUAUCAUCUGUGGCCCCGCCUCCUGCUAUCUCUCUGCCUCUGGACUGAUGGACAGGUGGUCCAGGUGAGCGCUUCUCACCAGCACUUCCACCCCCACUCCAUAAAGAUACCAGGUGACAUCACUCUGGGCGGGCUGUUCCCCAUCCAUGCCCGCGGACCCCAUGGUGUAAAUUGUGGGGAGCUAAAGAAGGAAAAGGGGAUCCACCGCAUGGAGGCCAUGCUGUACGCUCUGGACCAGAUUAACAGCGACCCUGAGCUGCUGCCAAAUAUCACACUUGGGGCCCGGAUCCUGGACACCUGCUCCAGAGACACCUACGCUCUGGAACAGUCACUCACCUUUGUUCAGGCUCUAAUCCAGAAAGACACAUCCGACAUUCGCUGCUCCAAUGGCGAGCCGCCCAUCAUCCGAAAGCCGGAGAGGGUGGUGGGAGUGAUCGGAGCAUCAGCCAGCUCUGUGUCGAUCAUGGUGGCCAACAUCCUGCGGCUUUUUGAAAUCCCUCAGGUGAGCUAUGCAUCCACAGCUCCGGAGCUCAGUGAUAACAACCGGUACGACUACUUCUCCAGGGUGGUUCCUCCGGACUCAUACCAGGCUCAGGCCAUGCUGGACAUCGUCAAAGCCAUGGGCUGGAACUACGUGUCCACCCUGGCCUCGGAGGGUAACUAUGGAGAGAGCGGAGUCGACGCCUUCAUGCAGAUCUCCAGAGAGGCUGGUGGGGUGUGUAUCGCUCAGUCGGUGAAGAUUCCUCGCGAGCCAACAGCUGGAGAGUUUGACAAGAUCAUCAAACGUCUGAUGGAGACGAGUAAUGCCAGAGGCGUGAUCAUUUUUGCCAAUGAGGAUGACAUCAAGCGUGUCCUUGAGGCAGCAAAACGUGCUAACCUGACGGGCCACUUCCUGUUUGUGGGGUCAGACAGCUGGGGUGCAAAAAGCUCACCGGUCACUGAGCUGGAGGAUGUUGCCGAGGGUGCAGUCACCAUCCUGCCAAAGCGGGCUUCGAUUGACGGGUUUGAUCAGUACUUCAUGACUCGCUCCCUGGAGAACAACCGCAGGAACAUCUGGUUUGCUGAGUUCUGGGAAGACGAUUUCAGGUGUAAACUGACCCGGCCUGGAAUCAAACUGGACCCCGAUAAGAAGAAAUGUACAGGUGACGAGAGGAUCGGACGGGACUCGCUCUACGAGCAGGAAGGAAAGGUUCAGUUUGUGAUCGAUGCGGUCUACGCCAUGGCUCACGCUCUGCACAACAUGCACCAGGAUAUGUGUCCCGGCAGCUCCGGAGUCUGCAACAACAUGGACCCUGUGGAGGGACAAGUGCUGCUGAACUACAUCAGAACCGUCAACUUCAAUGGAAGUGCUGGUACAAGCGUUUUGUUCAACGAGAACGGAGACGCUCCUGGACGCUACGACAUCUUCCAGUUUCAGAUGACCAAUCACAGCCACCCUGGCUACCAUGUCAUCGGCCAGUGGACCAACAAUUUGAGACUCAAUCUGGAGGAGAUGCAGUGGUCAGGAGGGGAUAGAUCCGUUCCAGAGUCCAUCUGCAGUUUUCCUUGUAAACCAGGAGAAAGGAAGAAGAUGGUGAAGGGGGUUCCUUGCUGCUGGCACUGUGAGCUGUGUGAUGGGUAUCAGUACCAGCUGGAUGAGUUUAACUGUGAGACCUGUCCGUCAGACAUGCGGCCGGUCCCCAACAGAACCGCCUGCCGUCCCACUCCCAUCAUCAAACUGGAGUGGAACUCUCCCUGGGCCCUAGUGCCUGCCUCUCUCGCUAUGCUCGGUAUCCUGGCGACCAGCGCUGUGGUUAUCACCUUCAUCCGCUUCAAUGACACGCCCAUUGUCAGGGCGUCAGGGAGGGAGCUCAGCUAUGUACUGCUGACAGGUAUCUUCCUGAUCUACCUGAUCACCUUCCUGAUGAUUGCCGAGCCAGGUGUGGUAGUUUGUGCAUUCCGGCGCCUCCUGCUGGGCCUCGGCAUGGCCAUCACCUACUCUGCCAUGCUGACCAAAACCAACCGCAUCUACCGCAUCUUUGAACAGGGCAAGAGGUCGGUGACCCCGCCCAAAUUCAUCAGCCCCACGUCCCAGCUGGUCAUCACCUUCAUCCUCAUCUGUGUCCAGGUCCUCGGUGUGUUUGUGUGGUUUGGCGUCGUCCCCCCUCACACCAUUAUCGAUUAUGACGAGCUCCGCCCUCCGAACCCUGACCUGGCCCGGGGGAUCCUGAAGUGUGACAUGUCUGACUUGUCAAUCAUCUGCUGCCUCAGCUACAGCAUCGUUCUCAUGGUAACGUGUACGGUGUACGCCGUGAAGAGUCGUGGCGUUCCAGAGACGUUCAACGAAGCAAAACCAAUUGGCUUCACUAUGUACACAACCUGCAUCGUCUGGCUCGCAUUCGUACCCAUCUUCUUUGGUACCGCACAGUCCACCGAGAAGAUGUUCAUCCAGACAGCCACUCUGACCGUCUCCAUGUCUCUCAGUGCGUCCGUCUCUCUCGGGAUGCUCUACAUGCCCAAAGUUUACGUUAUCGUUUUCCAUCCCGAGCAAAACGUCCAGAAGAGGAAGAGAAGCUUCAAGGCUGUUGUCCAGGCUGCCACAUUGUCUCAAAAAUCUACAAGUGACAAACAGAAUGGAGAGACAAGGAUUGAACCUGACAGAACGCAGUAAUGCUGCAGCAACACUACAAACUAAAGGUAGCUGUGGACCAAUCCCCAUGCAGAGCCUGAUGACAUCAUCAUGAAGAUCACAUGGUCAUACACACACACACACA
Molecule: messenger RNA, 3156 nt
Organism: Haplochromis burtoni (Burton's mouthbrooder)
Lineage: Eukaryota; Metazoa; Chordata; Actinopteri; Cichliformes; Cichlidae
Gene: grm6a
Product: glutamate receptor, metabotropic 6a
Exons: 16
Coding region: 312-3053 (913 amino acids)
Biological process (GO): G protein-coupled glutamate receptor signaling pathway; regulation of synaptic transmission, glutamatergic
Cellular component (GO): membrane
Molecular function (GO): adenylate cyclase inhibiting G protein-coupled glutamate receptor activity
Source: RefSeq, a predicted model, not a curated record